Molecule: messenger RNA, 8815 nt
Organism: Pangasianodon hypophthalmus (striped catfish)
Lineage: Eukaryota; Metazoa; Chordata; Actinopteri; Siluriformes; Pangasiidae
Gene: kif1b
Product: kinesin family member 1B
Exons: 50
Coding region: 368-5848 (1826 amino acids)
Biological process (GO): cytoskeleton-dependent intracellular transport; microtubule-based movement; vesicle-mediated transport
Cellular component (GO): cytoplasmic vesicle; dendrite; axon
Molecular function (GO): microtubule binding; plus-end-directed microtubule motor activity; ATP binding
Source: RefSeq, a predicted model, not a curated record
ACGGGGCGGUUGACGUCAUCGUUUCAGUAAAUCAAGGCAUUCGAGCAUAAUCUCAAAUUAGCUAGGGGAGAGAUUUUUUUUUCCGGCACCAGCAUCCAUCCCUCCAUCCAUCCAUCCAUCCUAGAAACCUAAACACCGUUAGAUUUAGCCGAGCAGAGGAAGGAGCACUGCGAUAAUGGAUGUGUGCAGAGUCCUGAAGUGUUUAUCUGUCGGUUUACUCUGAUCAUCGCUGCCUGACGUUGGAAGACGUCAAUACAGUUUUCUCAUCUGAAUUGUUUUUCUGGAGAGAUUUCAGAUUUGGAGUGGAGUAUCAAGGACUUAAUUCAGCAUUGAAUUGUGACAAAAGACAGGGUUGAAGUGUCCAACCAUGUCUGGGGCCUCGGUGAAAGUGGCGGUCAGGGUGCGUCCCUUCAACUCGAGGGAGGCCAGCAAAGAAUCCAAAUGCAUUAUUCAGAUGCAAGGCAACUCUACCACUAUAUUGAAUCCCAAAAACCCAAAAGAAGCACCAAAGUCCUUCAGCUUUGACUACUCGUACUGGUCACACACCACGACGGACGACCCCUGCUUUGCAUCCCAGAGUCAGGUGUACAAUGACAUCGGGAAGGAGAUGCUGCAGCACGCCUUCGAAGGCUACAACGUUUGCAUCUUUGCUUAUGGCCAGACUGGUGCUGGCAAGUCCUACACGAUGAUGGGAAAGCAGGAAGAAGGACAGGAAGGCAUCAUCCCUCAGCUCUGCGAAGAACUCUUUGAGAAAAUCAAUGACAACAUCCACGAGGAUAUCUCUUAUUCAGUGGAGGUGGCAUACAUGGAAAUUUACUGUGAGCGAGUGAGGGACCUGCUGAACCCCAAGAACAAAGGGAACCUACGUGUAAGGGAGCAUCCUCUGCUCGGACCGUACGUCGAAGACCUGUCCAAAUUGGCUGUUACCUCUUAUACAGACAUCGCUGACCUCAUGGAUGCUGGUAACAAGGCCAGGACUGUGGCUGCCACUAACAUGAACGAGACCAGCAGCCGCUCGCAUGCCGUCUUCACCAUCGUCUUCACACAAAGGAAGCAUGACAGCGAGACGGACCUGUCCACAGAAAAGGUCAGCAAAAUCAGCCUGGUGGACUUGGCAGGCAGUGAGCGUGCUGACUCGACUGGGGCCAAAGGCACGCGUCUGAAGGAAGGUGCAAACAUCAACAAAUCUCUGACUACCCUUGGAAAGGUCAUCUCUGCUCUGGCUGAGGUGGAUAACUGUACCAGCAAGAGCAAGAAGAAAAAGAAGACAGACUUCAUUCCUUACCGAGACUCUGUUCUCACAUGGCUCCUGAGAGAGAAUUUGGGCGGGAACUCGAGGACGGCUAUGGUGGCUGCUCUGAGCCCUGCUGACAUUAACUAUGAUGAAACCCUGAGCACCUUGAGAUACGCCGACCGAGCCAAGCAGAUCAAGUGCAAUGCCGUGAUCAACGAGGACCCCAACGCCAAGCUGGUGCGUGAGCUGAAGGAUGAAGUCACCCGCCUGAAGGAGCUUCUCCGCGCCCAGGGUCUCGGGGACAUCCUGGACAGGACUUUAGGCAUCGACAGCUGCGGGGACGGCUACGUCGAGCCAAUGGGGAAUGAUUACCCUGGAAGUGAAAGCAAAUAUUUGAAAGAUAUUCACAACAGUCAGCAUAGAUACUUGCUUGCUUCAGAGAACCAACGGCCUGGCCAUCUCUCCACAGCGCCUAUGGGUUCCCUCACAGCCUCGCCGUCGUCCGGCUCUCUGUGCAGCCCCACAGGCCUGCAGUCCGUCUGCAGCAUCCAGGAGCGCAUCAUGUCCACUCCCGGAGGAGAGGAGGCCAUCGAGAGGCUCAAGGAGUCUGAGAAGAUCAUAGCAGAGCUGAAUGAGACCUGGGAGGAGAAGCUGAGGAAGACAGAGGCUAUCCGGAUGGAGAGAGAGGCUCUGUUGGCAGAGAUGGGCGUUGCUAUCCGGGAGGACGGGGGAACCCUGGGUGUCUUCUCUCCUAAAAAGACCCCUCACCUGGUUAACCUGAAUGAGGAUCCUCUCAUGUCAGAAUGCCUGCUGUACUACAUCAAAGAUGGAGUUACAAGGGUGGGCCAGGCCGAUGCAGAGAGAAGGCAAGAUAUUGUUCUGAGUGGAGCGCACAUCAGGGAGGAGCACUGCAUCUUCCGCAGCGAGAGGAACGCCAACGGAGAUGUGAUUGUAUUGCUGGUGCCAUGUGAAGGCUCGGAGACGUAUGUAAAUGGCAAGCGUGUGAGCGACGCUGUGCAACUUCGCUCAGGCAAUCGUAUCAUCAUGGGGAAAAACCACGUGUUCCGCUUUAACCACCCUGAGCAGGCGCGAGCUGAGAGGGAGAAGACACCAUCAGCUGAGACGCCUGUGGAGCCUGUGGACUGGACCUUUGCCCAGAGAGAACUUCUGGAGAAGCAGGGCAUCGACAUGAAGCAGGAGAUGGAGAAGAGGCUUACAGAGAUGGAGAUCCUUUAUAAAAAAGAGAAGGAGGAGGCUGAUCAACUGCUUGAGCAACAGAGACUGGUCUACGAGAGCAAGCUUCAAGAACUACAAAAACAGGUGGAGCAGAUAGCAGAUACUCCCGAUGAGGAGGAGGAGGAAGAGGAAGAGGAGGAAGUGCCGUGGACACAGCAUGAGUUUGAACUCGCUCAGUGGGCCUUUAGAAAGUGGAGGUACCACCAAUUCACCUCACUAAGAGACCAGCUGUGGGGCAACGCAGUAUACCUGAAGGAAGCGAACGCCAUCAGCGUGGAGCUCAAAAAGAAGGUCCAGUUCCAGUUUGUGCUUCUGACGGAUACGCUGUACUCCCCACUUCCCCCUGAGCUUUUGCCUCCUGAGCCGGAGAAGGAGCGUGACUCCAGACCUUUCCCUCGUACUGUGGUGGCUGUGGAGGUCCAGGACCUGAAGAAUGGAGCCACUCACUACUGGUCUCUGGAGAAGCUCAAGCAGAGGCUGGAGCAGAUGCGAGAGAUGUACGACCGUGCGGGAGAAAUGGCCUCCUCCAAUCAGGACGAUGUGGAGGGGCCCUUGACCGGCAGUGACCCUUUUUACGAUCGCUUCCACUGGUUCAAGCUAGUGGGAAGCUCGCAAAUCUUCCACGGCUGCGUGAACGAGCACCUGGCUGACCGCACGCCCUCGCCCACCUUCUCCACGGCCGACUCGGACAUCACCGAGCUGGCUGAUGAGAGGCAGAGCGAGAUGGAUGAUUUCAUGGACGACGAAGCCUUCGUGGAUGACACCAGCUCAGACGCGGGCACCGAGGAAGGCUCAGACAUCUUCAGCGAUGGCCACGACCCCUUCUAUGACCGCUCGCCCUGGUUCACUCUCGUGGGCAGAGCAUUUGUGUACCUGAGUAACCUGCUGUACUCCGUGCCCCUGGUGCACCGUGUGGCUGUAGUGACAGAGAAAGGCGAGGUGCGAGGGUUUCUGCGUGUGGGUGUCCAGGCCAUCGCAGCUGAUGAGGAGGCUCCUGAUUAUGGCUCUGGCGUCCGUCAGUCUGGCACUGCCAAAAUCUCAUUCGAUGACGAGUAUUUCAAAAAGACUGAAUUCUCUUCCGUGGCACUGACCCGUUCUGGCCUUUCUAUGGAGGAGUUGCGUAUUGUUGAAGGCCAAGGACAAAGUUCAGAGGUCAUCACCCCCUCUGAAGAAAUGAACAGAAUAAAUGACAUGGAUCUGAAGCUGGGGAACGUAGAUGGGAAGCUGGGCCAAUCAGAGGGUGUGAUUGGUCAGCUGGAGGUGGGCAGUGUCUUUACUUUCCGCGUCACUGUUCUGCAGGCCUCUGGCAUCCCACCAGAGUACGCCGACAUCUUCUGCCAGUUCAACUUCCUCCAUCGUCAUGAUGAGGCUUUCAGUACUGAACCACUGAAGAACUCAGGCAAAGGCUCCCCGCUGGGCUUUUACCACGUCCAGAAUAUUUCUGUGGAGGUCACAGAGUCCUUUAUCGAGUACAUUAAGAGCAAGCCCAUCGUGUUUGAAGUGUUCGGACAUUACCAGCAGCACCCGCUGCACCGUCAUGGCCAGGAUGCAAUCAGCCCUCCACAGCCUUCUAGGAAGUACUACCCUCCACCCAUGCCUCUGUCUAAACCAGUUCCAGCCACCAAGCUUAACACCAUCAGCAAGUCAAACCUGGGCCAGUGUGUGAGCAAGUAUGACCUGCUGGCCUGGUUUGAGAUCAGUGAACUGGAACCAACUGGAGAGUAUAUCCCGGCUGUAGUGGACCACACUGGAGGUCUACCCUGUCAUGGCACUUACUUACUGCACCAGGGUAUCCAGCGUAGGAUCACAGUGACACUGAUCCAUGAGAAGGGCAGUGAGCUCCACUGGAAGGACGUCCGGGAGCUGGUGGUCGGUCGGAUCAGGAGCAAGCCGGAGGUGGAUGACACUGCGGCAGAUGCAGUGCUCUCUCUUAACAUCAUCUCAGCCAAAAACAUGAAGUCCUCCCAUAACUCCAACAGGACGUUUUACCGGUUUGAGGCUGUGUGGGACAGCUCUCUGCACAACUCUCUCCUGCUCAACCGAGUCACUCCCUGUGGAGAGAAGAUUUAUAUGACCCUGUCUGCAUACCUGGAGCUUGACCACUGCAUCCAGCCUGCCAUCAUUACCAAAGACAUCUGCAUGGUGUUCUACUCCAGAGAUGCUAAGAUCUCACCUCCACGCUCUCUGAGGAGCCUGUUUGGCAGCGGCUAUUCUAAAACCCCUGACUGCAAUAGAGUGACCGGGAUCUAUGAGCUCAGCCUGUGCAAGAUGGCCGACACAGGAAGCCCAGGCAUGCAGAGGCGAAGACGGAAAGUUCUGGAUACAUCAGUGGCAUACGUGCGUGGAGAGGAGAACCUGGCUGGGUGGAGGCCCAGAGGAGACAGUCUAAUCCUCGAGCACCAAGGGGAGCUUGAGAAACUCGAACAGCUGCACGAGGUGGAGAAAACACGUCACCUCCUGCUGCUGCGGGAGAAACUGGGAGAGUCAGUUCCUCAGAAGUCUCUAAGUGAGUCUGUCUCUCCAAGCUUGAGCAGCGGCACCCUGAGCACCUCGACCAGCAUCUCCUCACAGAUCUCCUCCACCACCUUCGAGAGCGCCAUCACGCCCAGCGAGAGCAGUGGAUAUGACUCAACCGACAUUGAGAGCCUAGUGGACCGUGAGAAGGAGUUGGCCACCAAGUGCCUCCGCCUUUUGACUCACACAUUUAACAGUGACUAUAACCAGAUGUGCAACAGCAUUAGCGCCUGCCAGCUGUCUGAUAUCUCACCCAUGGGCCGAGAUCCGUCAGUCACCAGUCUCAGCAGUGCCACACUUACCCCGUCCUCUACCUGCCCCUCCCUGGCAGACUCCCGCUGUGGCUCAGACCAGAAGACUCCUGAACCUAACUCCCGCGCCACCAGCCCCUCAUGCUCGGACUAUGAGAACUUCCCCAUGGUUCCCAGUGUGGAGACGUCAUACCUGGCUCGUGCUGGCAAACAUGAGUUCCUCAACCUGGUGCCCGAUAUUGAGGAGAUGAGGCCUGGCUCUGUGGUGUCUAAGAAGGGAUACCUGAGCUUCAUGGAGCCACGCUCGAACUCCUGGGUGAAGCACUUUGUGGUAGUACGCCGCCCGUAUGUCUUCAUCUACAACAGUGACAAGGACCCAGUGGAGCGAGGUGUCCUGAACCUGUCCACUGCUCAGGUGGAGUACAGUGAGGAUCAGCAGGCCAUGCUCAAGACUCCCAACACAUUUGCUGUGUGCACUAAGCACAGAGGGAUUCUGCUCCAGGCCAACAACGAUAAAGACAUGAACGACUGGCUGUAUGCUUUUAACCCGCUGCUAGCAGGAACAAUAAGGUCCAAACUGGCGAGAAGACGCUCUGCUUUGCUGAAGGACUAAACAAGCUUCUCUGUUUGAAGAGAUCGUGCUCUGUUUCUUCUCCCUAGCCUUCGAGUGUUAACACUUAUUAAAACUUUGUGAUUCUUGAUGGUUUUCUCUUAUAUGUAGACCUGUGGCUUAAGUCUCCUCUCCAGCAAAUGAACUCUUGAGUUUCUGAACACCCACUUUCCCCCUUUCCCCCUCUCUCCCUCUUUCUCUCUCCUAACCUCUCGCUAUUUCGUUUGUUUGGAUCCUUUCUGUCUUUAAGUUUUCGUUCUCUGCCAUAGCGGAACCUUCUUCUAGUAGCAUGUCGUAAUAGUCUGUUUGUGUGUGCACGAUUCUUCCGAGCAGUUUCUCUUCUCUAUUUGAGUUAUUACUCGUCUGUAACGAUCGUCUUUAUCAGUGUUAUCUGUUGAGUCAGGUACAUUUUCUCCCGCAUGGCCACAGCAGCAGUCCUCAGGAUAUGAGCAGUUUGCUUACAAAGCCUCACAGAGUACCACUGAACAUAGAUAAAAUACACUAUAUGACUAUCUGAAAAGAAAUAUUUCUCUCAUAGAAAAUAAUAGCUCAGUAGUUUUUACACUAGUGAGUAGAUGUCCCAACACUGGAAGAGAAGGAGACGUAUAAGGGCGAAGGCAUGAACUUUAUGUGUAUGACUAAAUCUGGGAGCAGUCAGCAUUUAUUAUGAGUAUUAACUAUGGACCUGGAUGAAGAAUGUGGACAGAUUUCGUUUCUGUGGUCCACAGGCAGUGCUCCAGCACGGUGCAUUUGCUUAGCAUUAAUUUAAAUCUGUGUAGUAAAGGGAUAACACGUACCCAUUUGUAAAGGUGCAUUACAAAUGUAGCACUAGAGGAGGAAUGACUGAAAGAGAACACUAUUUCCCUGACAUUUAUGCAGUUCAUCUGCUCAGCAUUUACUUCAGAAAAUCUAAUAUUUAAAAUAAGAGUCACAGAAAAGAACAAAGUGAUUAGACGAGAUGAAGGUCAUUUGUAAAUACUUUUAAGGAUUCUCGCGCUUUCAUGCUAGUCAUUCUGAAACAAGAGACAUUCCUCUCGUGCUGUUGUCCACAUGAUCUUUUAUUUAUUACGAGAUCGCAGCAGUUAUUUUAGCCAGGUGGAUUUGAUAUCCACAGGACUGUGGUACUGAUACUGGAGCUUAGUUCAAUAAUGAUACAGUGAUGGUGAACCAGAUUCUUAGCUCUCCAUCAGAAAAUAGCUCCAUGACCAUGUUGAACCUGAACAUAUGACUUUAACCUUGUUAACUAAUUAUUGUACUCAUUAUCUUAACUUAUUCUUUCUAAUGCUGCUUGUUUUAUAUCUCAUUAACUUAAAUUUGAAGCAGGUUGUUGUAAGAAGGGCUUUUUUGUUUUUUGUUUUUUUAUCCAGCUGAAAGUUUUGCACAUUGACACAAACACAGAUGGAUCACUGAAGUAGAUUUUGGUCAAACACUGUUUGAAGGAUUAAUUAUUUUGCAGGGUAGCACAUAGAAAAAGGAUAGAAUAUAUGCUCAUGCUUUUUAAUUUAUCAUGAAAAGAUUUGCUCUGUUAAUGUUUGAUGCGAUUAGAAGAAUUAGUUUGGAAGACAUAACUGAUUAGUCUUUCAGUCUUUGCCUUGCAUUAAUGCUGGAUGGUUUUGACAAGGAGAUAUACGUGACUUGGCGCACAGAAAGCCUCUGGCCAGCCAACCAGCAGGCUGUGUGCUUCACAUAAUCUCUAAAGCUAAUGCAGACUUUCAGCUUAGUGUAAGGCCUGCCUUUCCAAUGAAGCAAAGUCAAAAUGAUGGCUCUCAUGACAACCUUUAGUCUUAACGUCAUGUGAAAGCUUUGGAAUAACAAAGCAAAAUGACCAAGACGAUCCUGUUCUGAGGUCAGCCAACCCGAGAAACAGAAAUGACAAAGUGAUGAGAAAAGGCAUCUGUUUAAAAUGUUAUCUGCACAUAUAUUUAUUUCUUAUGACAUUUUAAGGAGAAAGGGGUUUUGUCAUGCCAUCAUUUCGUCAUAAUUUUAAUAUUGAAGGAAGAUAUGAUAGAAUGAACUGCAAGAGCAUAUGGACAAGUUGCACAAGUCUUGACAGAGCAAAGCGUUUCUCGUUUGUAUAGUAUAACUGUAUAGACCAAGACAGGAAUCAUGUGUUCUUUUUUUUUUUUUUUUUUUUUUUUUUUUUUUUUUUUUUUGCAGUGUAUAUAUUAAUUUGCAGUUCUUUGCACAUUUAACAGGUGAUGACUAACAGAUCAAAUAAAGCCUGAAGUGGAUUUCUGGUGUUUACUCAAAUAUGAACAAGAUGGGAUAAGAUCAGCUGGGAUUAUGUGGUGUGUUACUGUUGGAAGUGGAUUUUGAAUGUACUUCUGGGAUGUCACUGACAAAUAUUCACUAAUUGCAUUGGUGUAAGAACAAAAGGGAAAACUUUUUUUUAAAACUGCCAGCUUGAGUCACUGUAGUGCUUCCUGUUGCUUUCAUUUGGUUGCGCCACUCCUACAAACCCAGUUUGAGUUCAGGUGUGUACUUCAGAGUUAUGAUGAUGCGGGGAGGGAUACUGUUUAGAUUUAUUUUCUAAUAUCAGGGACUAUAUUUUUAGAGGUAUUCCAGAAUUAAUCAUUACUCAUGCUAUACCAUUUAAUCUUUGUUUCUCUGUCACUGUAUUGCAUUUUCCCAUGCUGCCUUCAGAACCACUCUGGUAUACACUCCCUCUCAGAGGCCUCCUUUUAUUAAACUCCCACUCGUUUUGUUGAAAGACAACAAGCUAAACCAAGGCAUUAACACUGUACAUUAUUUGUCAGAUUGGCUUCAUUUUCAUACUUAUUUUGUAAAUAUUACAUGUUGUAUGGAGCUUGAAUUAAAAUGUAAAUAUGUCUCCUGUAUUUGUAAUACUUAUAAUCCAUUCGCUGUAUAGCCUAGAUGUGUAAUGCAGACAACUUAAUUCUGUGUAUGGUAAUCUUGCACCAUUGAUCUGUUUAGUGAAUGAGGUAACAAUAAAGUCCAUCCAGUGCAUUA